AUGGAGGUAGAAAACGAAGCCAGCUGCUCCCCCAGCCGUGCAUCAGGCGGGUCCAGAGAGUACAAGGUGGUAAUGCUGGGAGCUGGGGGAGUUGGUAAAAGCGCAAUGACAAUGCAGUUUAUUAGUCAUCAGUUCCCUGAUUAUCAUGACCCCACUAUUGAAGAUGCCUAUAAGACCCAAGUUAGGAUUGACAAUGAGCCAGCUUAUUUGGACAUUUUGGACACUGCUGGUCAGGCAGAGUUCACAGCCAUGCGGGAGCAGUACAUGCGAGGUGGGGAGGGAUUCAUCAUCUGCUACUCUGUCACCGACCGCCAGUCAUUCCAGGAAGCUGCCAAGUUUAAAGAGCUCAUUUUUCAAGUCCGCCACACCUAUGAAAUUCCCCUGGUGCUGGUGGGUAACAAAGUUGACCUAGACCGGUUCCGCCAGGUCUCUACAGAAGAAGGCUUGAGUCUGGCCAGGGAAUAUAACUGUGCUUUUUUUGAGACCUCUGCGGCUCUCAGAUUCUGCAUUGAUGAUGCCUUUCAUGGUCUAGUGAGGGAAAUCCGCAAGAAAGAGUCCAUGCCAUCCUUGAUGGAAAAGAAACUGAAGAGAAAAGACAGCCUGUGGAAGAAGUUAAAAGGCUCAUUGAAGAAGAAGAAAGAAAACAUGACAUGAUAUCCUUGCUUCUAACUCCCUUAUUCUCUCUCUGAAUUUUAUCAGUUGGACAAUUCCAGAUGUUGCAUUCUGCUUCAAUAUUUUCUGUGUCUCUCUCCCUUUCUUUUUAAAUAUCUGCCUAUAGGUAAAAGCAAGAUUUGCAUAACUGUACCUCUUGAGAUAGUUUUCUUUUGCCCUUAACAGUU
Messenger RNA from Mirounga angustirostris (Northern elephant seal), 839 nucleotides. It is a transcript of the gene RIT2, whose product is annotated as Ras like without CAAX 2. Gene Ontology annotation, molecular function: GTPase activity; calmodulin binding; GTP binding. Gene Ontology annotation, cellular component: plasma membrane. Lineage: Eukaryota; Metazoa; Chordata; Mammalia; Carnivora; Phocidae. Gene Ontology annotation, biological process: Ras protein signal transduction; positive regulation of neuron projection development. The record is from RefSeq and is a predicted model, not a curated record. The coding region runs from base 1 to 654 and encodes 217 amino acids. The transcript has 5 exons.